This is a messenger RNA of Pimephales promelas (fathead minnow), 2491 nucleotides long. Lineage: Eukaryota; Metazoa; Chordata; Actinopteri; Cypriniformes; Leuciscidae. The record is from RefSeq and is a predicted model, not a curated record.
UUAGCUCAGAAAUGACCAUGACAUAUAGAUAUGUUUUUAUUAUUUUUUUUAAUGGCAAGGCAAACAGAACCCUGACUUUCAACACACUUAAAGUGUAACGUUAGAACAUUCACAUUACCUAAAUCGAUAGUUCCAAUCACAGUCUAAAAACUGGAACACACCGCACGACUUUGGAACGAAUCUGAACCGAUUUUAAAAUACCAGGCAUCAUACACGUAGCUACUGACCUUGUAAAUGGUUACAGAGGAAAACCUACUCAUACAAAACGACUGUGGAGUGUGGACACACACCACUAAUGAUGGGGAGUCGACUCCAAAAGAGUCGAUUCCUCGACCUCCACUCUUAAAGGGGUAGCUCACCCAAAAUGAAAAAUUAAAAAGUAUCCCAUUAUUUUCCCACCCUCAAGCCAUCACAGGUGUAUAUGACUUUCUUCUUUCAGCAAAACACAAUCAGAGUUAUGUUAAAAACUCUGGACUCUUCCAAGCUUUAUAAUUGGAGUGGAGUCCAAAAAGUGCAUCAUCCAUCCAUCCAUCAUAAAAGUAAUCCAUAUGACUCAAAGGGAAACAGUUUUGUAAGAAAGAUAUCCAUAUUUAUAUCUUUAUAACUAUAAUCACUGGCUUUCGGUAACGGCCAUAUCUAGUUCCGGCCGAAGAGUGCUAUCUGACCCGAAACAUGAUACACCUAGGAUCUCUUGAAGUAUUGAGCAAAUGCUGGCUGUGAACCCCGGGAAGACGCCCAUCAGUCUGCUGCAGGAAUAUGGAACGCGGAUAGGCAAGACUCCAGUGUACGACCUGCUCAAGGCUGAGGGUCAGGCCCACCAGCCCAACUUCACCUUCCGUGUGUCUGUGGGCGACAUCAGCUGCACCGGCCAGGGUCCCAGCAAGAAAGCUGCCAAGCACAAAGCUGCCGAAGCUGCCCUAAAAAUGCUGAAAGGAGGAAUUCUGGGAGGGGUCGAAGGAAAUGGGAUGGAGGGAGAAGGCUUUGUCGGAAUUGAUAUGGAGGGAGAAUGCUCUCAGUCAGAGAUGAAAUCAUCCAAUUCAACGCAACAAGCUGAGUGCAAUCCAGUUGGAGCUUUGCAGGAACUAGUAGUGCAGAAAGGCUGGCGUUUACCCGAGUACACAGUCACACAAGAAUCUGGACCUGCACACCGGAAAGAAUUUACAAUGACCUGCAGGGUGGAGAGAUUUGUUGAGAUAGGUAGUGGCACAUCAAAAAAGCUUGCUAAAAGAAAUGCAGCGGCAAAGAUGCUCUCUCGCAUCCAUGAUGUACCAGUGGACAUGCGUAGCAGCCAUGAGGCCGAAGCAGAAGAAGACACUUUCAAUUCGCAAAUGGGCGGCAGACUAGAGGGAGGGAAGUCUAAAGGUCUGGGCUGCACGUGGGACUCUCUGCGGAACUCAGCUGGAGAGAAAAUCCUACAGUUGCGCUGCCAUCCACUCGGCCAGCCCGACACCAAUGACUCCAAUUUCUGUUCUCUCCUUCAUGAACUUUCUGAGGAACAACGCUUUGAUGUCAGCUACCUGGACAUAGAGGAGCGCAGUUUGAGCGGCCUUUACCAGUGUCUGGUGGAGUUGUCCACACAGCCGAUUACCGUCUGCCACGGAUUUGCCUCCAGCCUGGAUGCAGCACGUGCCAGUGCUGCCCACAAUGCCCUUCAGUACCUCAAGAUCAUGGCAGGGGGGAAAUAAGCCAGAGCAACUGCUCAACUGUAACUUUUUUUUCCCCUUUCUUUUUUGUUUCCCAGGGUAAAAUAGGAAAAUCAGGUGAAUUCUGUGACGGGGCUUGCUUGUUUGACACAGUACAUGUGCUACAAUGGUCUGCAAGGCAUAAUGGUCUGUUGAGUCCCAGUUGGAGGAUGUACUGAUUACAUCUUCUCCUUGAACAUGACAAAAAAAAAAAGUCUACCCUCGCAAACAAAGACUGGGUACACUAUUCAUUUGAAACCUGAGGACAAUUUCUACACAAAUAAUUUGCCCAGAAGUCUUCAACUUUUAACUUUCCCUCUGAUUUUCUUUUUUCAUUUAAAUUAUGACAUAGAUACUGUAUGAACUUGAUGAAUUGAUUAAACUAAAAUAGGCGGCAUGAUUUUUUUUUUUAAACUUUGUAAAUAUUUGACUUUUGUAUAUUUUAAUUUCAUCAUUUUUUUAGUAAUAGAAGUUAUUCCUUAACAUUUAUUUUGUCUCGUAGACUAAAUUUGUAAAACAUUCUUUUUCUCUCAGCCAUUGAAGAUGUAUCAUUUUUUAAAUAUGAGUCUGACAGUUUGUGGUAAAUAUCUACCUCGUUGUAAUAGUUUCUGCCUCCCAGGCUUCAUCAUUGGACUGGCAAAGAUUGAACUCUGUAUUUGAGAGUAACUGUAAUUUUCAUAAUCAGUAUAAUAGAAUUGAUGACCAACAGUAGUACUGUGACAACAUUUGUAAUUUGUAACAAAUUGGUUAAUCUGCAAUUUACUGGAUAUUUUAUCUUGAACAAUAAACUUGAAAUUGACAUUAUCUUU